Messenger RNA from Meloidogyne enterolobii, 1795 nucleotides. The record is from the annotation of a GenBank genome assembly. Lineage: Eukaryota; Metazoa; Nematoda; Chromadorea; Rhabditida; Meloidogynidae.
UUUAAAAAUUAAUAGAAUGGACAGAGUUUAUUCUUUAAGUGUUUACGAAACCCCUACACAUUUCUAUAUAAUUGGUUCAGAUGCAACAGAAAGUAUAUUUCGAACGCUUAAAAUUGACAGAAUUACACAAAAUGAAUUUAUAGUUGGGGAGCCAAAUCAUGAUUAUAGCAAAGCUGAUAUUGGUGAACUUCUUGCAACAGUUUCUUCAAGUUCAAUAGUGACACCAACUGAAAAAUGGGGAAGAAAAAGAAAUAGUACAGUCUCUACGGGAGGAGGGCUUUUACGAACUUUAGAGAAGGCAUGUGGAUUGAUUGGAGCUGUUCGGUUUUUACAUGGAUAUUAUUUACUUUUAGUCUCUAAAGCAAAACAAAUUUGUCAAAUUGGAAAUCAUUCAAUUUUUAAAGUUGAAGAUGUUUCGAUGAUUUAUUUACCUUCAACUUCAACUCCUUUACCUCCAGAAGAACAAAAAUAUGCAAAAUUAUUUCAGACAGUUGAUUUUACAACAAAUUUUUAUUUUUCUUAUACAUAUAAACUCAGUCGAACUUUACAAGAAAAUUCUUUAGCAGAAAAAGGAAUUAAAUGGAAUAAAAAUAAUUAUAAAUUUAAGGAAAGUGAACAAAAAUUUGUUUGGAAUGAUUUUUUACUUGAACCGUUUAGAAAGAGCCGGGUGAAUAAAAAAUGGUAUUUAGAACUUGUACAUGGAUAUAUUGGUCAUCAAUUGGUAGAAUUGCCCUGUGCUAAAUUUGAUUUAAUUCUUUUGGCUAGACGCUCUGCUGAAUUUGCUGGCACUCGUUUUUUAAAAAGAGGUACAAAUUACAAAGGAGCUGUAGCUAAUGAUGUCGAAACUGAGCAAAUUGUAUGGGAAGUUAGCAAUUCGGGAAGUUUAAAUUCUGGAAAAUUUUCUGCUUUUGUUCAACGAAGAGGGUCCGUCCCUCUUUUUUGGUCACAAGAUUCAAUGCAUAGAGGGGCUCCAAUGGUUGUUGGAAAACCUCCAAUAGUGAUUGAUCGUGUAGAACCAAAUGCUUUAACAACAGCAAUACAUUUUCAAGAUUUGAGGAGAAAAUAUGGCCAUCCAAUUAUUGUUUUAAAUUUAGUUAAAAGAAUGGAACAGAAACAUAAUGAAAAUUUACUUCACGAUAAUUUUUGUAAAACAAUUCAAUAUUUAAAUCAAUUUCGACAUUCUGGACAUUGUAUUGACUAUAUUAGUUUUGAUGUUAGUCGUUGUAAUAAAACAGGUCGAGUACUUCAACAAUUAGACCGUCUUGGUCAAAGAGUUGUUUUGGCUACUGGAUGGUUUCAGAAUUUUCCUUCGCUUAAAUUUCGAGAUCCCUCAAAUCUAAAUUCAAUACCUUUUGGGGCUGAAGAUGUUGUUUAUCGUUUUGAACCAGAAAUGUCUUCUGAUAAUCGAAUGCUUUUACAACAUGGAAUUGUUAGGUCAAAUUGUGUUGAUUGUUUGGAUAGAACUAAUGUAGCACAAUUCGGAUUAGGAAAAGCAGCUCUUUGUUGGCAAUUAUUCUCUAUGGGACUUUUAGAUUCUCCAUCUCCCCAAUCAUUAAGUAAUGAAUUUUGUAGAAGUUUUGAAGAAUUAUAUGAUGAACAUGGGGAUACUUUGGCAUGGCAAUAUGCUGGAUCUCAACUUGUUCAUUCCAUUAAAACUUACAAGAGGACUGCUGUUUUUCAAGAAAGAAGUAGGGAUGUAUUACAAACAUUGUCUCGUUAUUAUAGCAAUACGUUCAGUGAUUUUGAAAAGCAAGAUGGAAUUAAUUUAUUUUUGGGGACUUACCGGUUGGUUUAA